AUGGCAGCAAAGGCUAAGCUCAAUGUGCAUAACUUCCCUCGACCACCACUUUUGGAAUUGACGGCUCGACGACUCGUAAUCAAAUGGGGCAAGGAUACUGUAACCGACACAACGUCGGGAUACUGGGCUUUGGAAACAACCCACCCCCCUACAUAUUACAUCCCACGUGAUUCCAUCACCGACUCCUUCAAACUUACUCAGGUACCAAACAAGGCAUCGCUAUGUGAAUGGAAGGGGAAGGCUACAUACUGGAGCCUGACCAAGAAGAGUACUGGAGAGCAGGUUAGCAGCAAGAUUUGGAGCUACGAAUCUCCCACUCCGGCGUUCAGGGACAUCGAGGGCUAUCUCUCCUUCUAUGCUAGCGGUGUACCUUGGGAGUGCUAUGUUGACGAUGAGAAGGUGGCACCACAGGAAGGUGACUUUUAUGGUGGUUGGGUGACGAGUGAAUUGGAAGGACCGAUGAAGGGAGGCGCGGGCACCUGGGGCUGGUAG
Molecule: messenger RNA, 492 nt
Organism: Exophiala aquamarina CBS 119918
Lineage: Eukaryota; Fungi; Ascomycota; Eurotiomycetes; Chaetothyriales; Herpotrichiellaceae
Exons: 3
Coding region: 1-492 (163 amino acids)
Source: RefSeq, a predicted model, not a curated record